AUGAAAGAAUUUGCAAAGCAGUGUUUAGUUGCAAGUCGAAUCAGUGCCUCAAACCUUGUGGCCAUCAACAGCCUGGCAUUCAAUCCAGAGGCCAUGAUUAACCAAUUUAAUAAAUUAGAGACAUUUAUAACUGAAAACAAAGAACUAAAAGAGGAUCUUUUUGACAUGUUAACCCCAAUAGCUCUACACUUGUAUUCAGAUCUACUUAGCAAUGGCCAGAAGGAAAAAGCCGUCAAAUUUAUAUUGGACAAAAGAAAAUUGUUGAUAGAAGACAAAACGUUUUUGGACAUCAUUGAUGGCUUGAGAGAUCCAACUAAUGACCACAUCAACAACAGCAACAACAACAGCAAUCAUAACAUCAACAGUAUCAACAACAGCAAUAAUAACAUCAACAGCAUUAAUGAGGAAAGUAGCAAGCAAUUCAGUAAAAUAUUUACAGAGUUAAAAGCAAGAAAAUUUCAGCUGGUGCUACCUCGAAAGGCCCACGAGAAACUAACAUUAGGUUUUCUGAAUAAUCAGGACAAUCUCUACAUCCACCAGCUGCUAAACACUUACAUGGAUGUCUCCGUCACUGCGAACGAUGAUGAAGACGAUGAAACAACUGCCACUAUUGCCGACAGAUUGUUAAACGAUGAAGACGAUUGUGACGGUGUGACGUCAACGUCAACAGCAUCAAAAGCUGAUGAGAAGAAAGCUAAGCUAGAUUUACUGAAGAAGCUAUCAGGAAGCAUAAGCACGAUAGCUCCUUGUCUGCCACAAAUCUGCCACAUGCACAUGAAAACCUUCUCUAAAAACCUGACAUGUGCAGCCAUGUCUCCAGACGAGCGUUUCCUAUCAUGUGGCUAUGAGGAUUCACUCGUCAGAGUCGUCAGGAUCGCCCCUAAUGACGACGGCGACGACGACGAUGACGUCAUUGGCACUUCCGCAACGACGACGACUAGCAACAUUAGCAAUAAUGGAAUUCAUAGUAGUGAUCUUUUGCCCCCUCCACUAUCAUCAUCAUCAGCACCAUCAUCAUUAUCAUCGUCGUCGACUUCACUCAAGAAUGAUAUGAUGACGCUAUUUGGUCACUAUGGGGCUGUGCAUGGUGUUGAUUAUUUUCAAAAUGGUUCUGAUUCCGGCGAGAGUUCUAAAUGGCUGUUCAGCUGCUCUGCUGAUAAAACAGUCAGGCUGUGGAACACUGAAGAGAAAAGAAAUGUUGUUGUAUACAAGGGCCACAUGUAUCCUGUCCUAGAUGUAGCAUCCAGACAGAGCUAUAAUAUGCUUGUAAGGUUUGCACAGAUUGCAUUCAAACCAGGUCACCCACCAAGCGAUUACCUCUUCUUUUGCUGUUCGUAUCAUAAAACGAAUCUUCUAACGUUAAUUAACUGGAUUUAUUUCAAUUUGUUAAGCCCCAUAUCAGGCUUCUUUGCGAGUUGCUCGUACGAUCAGACGGCCAAGUGCGUUCGUUUGAUGGUUGGUCACGAAGGACCAUUACAAGCCAUAAAAUUCUCGCCAGAUGGCAAAAUGCUAGCCACAGCUGGUGAUGACCACGUGGUGAAACUAUGGGACCUGGGCACAGGAUCACUCAUCAAGGACUUCCGGGGUCACGGUGACGUCAUUUAUUCCUUGGCGUUCAAUAGAGAUGGGUCGUUAUUGUUUUCCGGCGGUAUGGACAAUUCUUUGAAAAUGUGGGAUGUAUUUGGAAGCAAGAAUCAUGCUACAGCAGCUACUGCCGCUACUACUGCAACGACAACAACUACUACAAUUACCUCAAUGACACAUACCUCAUCGUCGUCAUUGUUGACGUCAUCUUCCCCCUCCUCCCCCUCAUGGUCAGCCCCACUGCUGGCCACGUCCCUACCGAACAACAGUUGCGUCGUACAUAUGAAUUUUAUGAAGCAUAAUUAUUUGAGGCUGCUUACGAAACAGUUUGAUUGACAGCUAUUACGAAACUGCUGUUUGAUUUCUCUUUAGUGUUUCAUUCUUUUUUUCUGUUCUAAUGUAUAUAUACUGUUUCGAGGCUAAAAUAUCAAAUUUUUGUUAUACUGUGAUGUCAUUUUGGCAUUUUUUUUAUAUUGAAUUGUGUAAUAAUGUAAUAAAGAUACUCUGGUAUUAUUUCUUUUUCUGAAGAUUCAAUCGAUGUUCUCAAUGAAUAAAUUUUUCGACUUCUCAAA
Molecule: messenger RNA, 2156 nt
Organism: Helobdella robusta
Lineage: Eukaryota; Metazoa; Annelida; Clitellata; Rhynchobdellida; Glossiphoniidae
Exons: 12
Coding region: 1-1920 (639 amino acids)
Biological process (GO): transcription initiation at RNA polymerase II promoter
Cellular component (GO): transcription factor TFIID complex
Molecular function (GO): RNA polymerase II general transcription initiation factor activity; protein binding
Source: RefSeq, a predicted model, not a curated record